ACGGGAGCUAAAGGGGAGGGAGCCUGUGGCGAUGGAGUCUUGUCUGGACAGUGUAGUUUCUUAAAGAAUGGUCUCGAGGUAGCUAUUUGGCAAGUGUACGGAACCUUCAGACCGCGCUCGCCCAUUGGAAGGCUUUUGCACCCGAGUUCUGUGCAUUUUUCAGCCAAAAUGAAGUUCAAUCCCUUUGUGACUUCUGACCGAAGCAAGAACCGGAAAAGACAUUUCAAUGCGCCUUCCCACAUUCGCAGGAAGAUUAUGUCUUCCCCUCUUUCGAAAGAGCUGAGACAGAAGUACAACGUCCGAUCCAUGCCCAUCCGAAAGGAUGAUGAAGUUCAGGUUGUACGAGGGCACUACAAAGGGCAGCAAAUUGGCAAAGUAGUCCAGGUUUACAGGAAAAAAUAUGUCAUCUACAUUGAACGAGUGCAGCGGGAGAAGGCUAAUGGCACGACUGUCCAUGUGGGCAUUCACCCCAGCAAGGUAGUCAUCACCAGGCUAAAACUGGACAAAGACCGCAAAAAGAUCCUCGAACGUAAAGCCAAAUCUCGCCAAGUAGGAAAGGAGAAGGGCAAAUAUAAGGAAGAAACAAUUGAGAAGAUGCAGGAAUAAAGUAAUCGUGUAUACAACUUUCAUUAAAAACUGUUAAAAUGAA
This is a messenger RNA of Hippopotamus amphibius kiboko, 649 nucleotides long. RefSeq names its product ribosomal protein L26 (gene RPL26). Gene Ontology annotation, biological process: cytoplasmic translation; ribosomal large subunit biogenesis. Bases 169 to 606 code for a protein of 145 amino acids. NCBI's taxonomy places the organism in Eukaryota, Metazoa, Chordata, Mammalia, Artiodactyla, Hippopotamidae. The record is from RefSeq and is a predicted model, not a curated record. Gene Ontology annotation, molecular function: RNA binding; structural constituent of ribosome. The transcript is spliced from 4 exons. Gene Ontology annotation, cellular component: ribosome; cytosolic large ribosomal subunit.